Molecule: messenger RNA, 3907 nt
Organism: Amoebophrya sp. A25
Lineage: Eukaryota; Dinophyceae; Syndiniales; Amoebophryaceae
Source: the annotation of a GenBank genome assembly
GAAAAAUCAAUUUUUUUGAUCUUGAAAAUACGGUUUUUAAAGCUAUAAUCUGGACGAGCGUGCUGGACUGUGGUCCAUCCAUGUGACCGCAGAGAUGAUCUUGAUUGGAGAUGAUCAUCAGAAUAUCAGAUUAUAAAACAAAGAAAACGAUCUCGAUCUCGAUCAGCAUGGUCCAAGGCUCUUCUCCAAAUUAAGUAUUCGUCCACCAGAAUGAUAAUGGAUGCUAAAAUUGCUAUUGGGCAGUCUUGCAUCUGUAGAGUUCAAUUGGAAGCGAUCCACUGACUCUCACCCCGUCAUGUCGUCACCUCUCGUCAUCUUCGGAUUGAAACGUGAAGAAGGAACAAGAUUAGAGGGAGCAUACACAAGUGUUUGUUCCUGAUAUUAGACAUCUUGUUUUUCGAAAAAUAUGCAGCUACUGUGAUUUAUUUGAUCGCAUUUUUUAUUCAUCACAGUGAUUCAGAUUCAUAUUAAGUUUCAUCACAUUCUUUUAACUUCAAUCCGAAGAAAACAUGUCGAAGAUUGUCGCAGUUCCAACCGAAGACUCGCAUCAGGAUGUCUUCCCUGUUGCAAGGGUAAGCAACUGUUAUUUUUUUUUUGACAGGGCUAGUAAUGAAGCAUGCAUUUAUUAUUUUUUGAUGAGAUGUUCUUGACUCUUCAUGAUCCUUCUUUCAAGAAACUGACCAGCCUUUAAACUCCCCAACCCCAAAAAUCUGAACAAAAAAACAGCAAAUCCAGUCUCUCAUGAAGGAGGAAAAGCUCAGCGAGGAGAAGAUACAAGAGUUUGAGCGAAAUUUCGUGGAGCACAUCGAGAAAGAGGACUGGUACCAGAUCUUCCUCCUCUUCGGAGACAAAUGCGAUCUCAUCGUCAGGCAAGUCGAUAAAAAGGGGAAGCCAGCAGCGGACAAGGUCGAGUGCUACUUCGCGACUCUGAUAUACCUCCUAGAUGCUAUGGACAGCAUCAUCAAGUUGGAAGCGGCAGUGACGAAGGUAGUGCUAUUCUUGAGUGACUGGUGCUAAAAAUCAUGUAAGAACCAACAACUUCCUCUUUUGCGAGUUCUUAGAGGACGUUGUACCACUAGAAUCGAAUUUCUUCACAAAAAAAACACCAAUUCCAAUAGGUUGUCCAACUCCUCCUUUCUGGAACCGAAUACGCGCAAUUACGACUGAAGAUGUUGAAGACCGCCUACAACUCACUUCCAGUCAGCCCAAAGACUGCGCAUCUUUCAAGACAAACCUUUUUUGGGGUGCUCAACUUCGCGGCAGACAACCAGUUGUUUCACGUAAGAGGAUUCUUAUAAAUAUACAGUGAUUCUUGAUUUUCCCAUCUUCAGAAAAGUUCUUUGGUGAUGGAGAUGUCUCGUCAAAGCUUUUGAUUUACUAGAAUCUCUUACUUUGCUGUAGUUGUUGAACAAGAAUGUCUCUUUGCACUUGAAUUUCCACAGGAACUCCUCCCUUACUUGAAUUUCUUCGAGCAAUGGGUCGCCAACUGGGGAGAAGCGGCCAAAGAAACCGAUCGCAAGGAGAUCUUCCACAUCAUCGCCACUGCUAUUCUUAAGGCUUGUUACGCCGCUAAUUGACCCUUCAUUGUCCUCCUUGUUACUCUAAAUGAUGGUCCCCUAUUGAACUAGAUUGAGGCCCCUUGUUACCCUAUUGAACUAGAUGGAGGCCGCUAUGAACUAAGGCUCCUUCUUACCCUAGAACUAGAUGGAUGGUCCGCCCCUAAUUGUCCCUCAACUUUGUAAAGAAGGUCCGCAAGGGUCCUGCUAACUUGCACUAUUGAUGGUCCCCUAAUUGUUGUCCAUCGUCAGAGAAGUCAUCUUCCCAGAAGAGAGUCAGUCUGUUUUUCAAGGGGAAAAGAGACCUGGGAAGAUGAAUCUACUUCUCAAGAUAGCUAUUGGGUUAAGCUUAAGGAUAUUAAGGGUAUCUAUGACUAACAUUUUUUUUGUAGAACGAAGUGAUCAACAAGGAGAUGACAAGGGUUUACUACUUCUAUCUACUAUGUAUUAAGGGAUAAUAUUAAGGGUAUAUAUAAGUAACAAGUUCUAUAACAAGCUCUAACACUCCUCAAUUGAAGCCAGAAGUGAAAUUGACUCUGUCUUCAGAUGUCUUGUUUGAUGACGAAGAGUUGGCAUUUUCCUGGAUGAAGAAGUACUUGCUAGAAGAAACAGAGGUGAACGAGCAGAGUCUCAAAGCGGUAAAGACCUUUGUUGCGGAUAUCUGCAGACUGCCAGGAGUCUAUCAGGUACCUACAGCUACUUGUUUUGCUUCCUGUUGAUGAUGAUGAUGAUGAUGAUAAUGUUGUUGAUGAUGAUCGCAUCAUGAUGGUCGUUUUCGCCUACAAUCUAAUAAUAAUUCCAUCAUUCUUCUUUUUUUGGUGGUACCUUCAAGAAUCAGCUUGAGUUUCUUGUCAGCACGACCUACUGGAGGUUCAACAUGAUUAAAAUGAUCCCCAAACAAAAAACUAUAAUACAGGUCGAAGGUCUCCUCACUAUCCCUUUCCUUGCGGAAGCAGCGAAGAAGGAUGCCUCCAUUCCGAAGAUGCUUCAGUUAUUGCAGCUUUUUGUAAGUGGCACUGUAACAGACCUCGAAAAAUUCAAGAGCGCCAAUCCAGGAUUGCUUGAGAGCCUUGGGGUAGAAAUUUUUAUAAUGAAGAUAGUAUGGCUCUACUAUCAUGGUGAUGUUACAUGAUGAUCAUCUCAAAGAAUUUCCAAGAGGUCUACUUCACUUUAUAUUUUUCUUCCUGACACCUUUCAUCUUGGUCUUCUCGGAGAUUGAUUUCUUCAUUCACAAUCACAAACUAUACCCUCAACACAGGUCGCUUCCUCCGACAUCGAGAACAAGUUGAGAGUUCUCUCCCUCUGCUCCCUCUGCGAAGGGCGCUCCACUGUCCCACUCGCUGAGGUCCGCAAAGUCCUCGGUGCCGAAGACGUCGAUGACCUCAUCAUCCAAGCUGGGCAUUUUGACGUCCUCAACGCUAGAAUAGACGAAUUGGACCAGACUUUGCAUGUCCAGACCGUGUUGCAGAGGAGUUUCGGUCCUAAGGACUGGGCACACUUGGACACGACUCUGGAAACGUGGAUCAACAAGAUUGAUGCUCUCAUCGCGAUUAACAACAACGACGUUGGAAGCACGGUGGCGCAGGCGGGAGCGUAAAUUAAUAGUACUUCCAGAACUACUACGAGGAAACGAUUUUGAUAAGACGAAGCAUGUGAACAAGAAAUCACAGGGAGCAGCAAACACAUGACACACAUGACAUCAUAGAACUAGUACCGGGAGCACCAGGACAAGGUCUCACUACGAACAACAAACUGUGUGCUGCCAUCUUCAGUUUCAUGAUCAUAUGUCAUGAUAUCUUCAGUUUCAUGACCAUAUAUGGUCGCCCAUGCUGCAAAUGAACGACAGUAGAAAAUUGUUUCAUCUUGAUGAAUGCCAUCGCGCCUUCGUCCUCUACCAGAAGUACAACCCAACAUGUUGUGACACACACGACAUAACAAGCAACAUCACGUCCUCGAGCAUGAUGCUGGAGGAUUUUUAUGCACCAAUAUUUAGAUUAUAUCACUGAUGAAUACUUAUGAAGUUGUCAUCGCCAAGACCAAUAUUUAUCACAACUCUAUUGAAAUUGAUUCUGAUUGCACAUUAACUACAACACACCUAAAUACUUAUUCUAAAAAUACCUUAUCACGCACACCAAUAUGUUGCAUCGACGGGAAGGGUCGAUGUAAUCUGAACGAAAUGACUGAUCUAAUCGACAGGAACUGCAGAGAAAGGACCAAAUGGCUGCUUAUCCUUUUUCUUUGUUUUUCAGAUAUGUUGCUACAAAAGUUGUAAAAAAAUGUUGCUGUUGUAAAAGCUGCAAGAAGAUGUCGCACUCGCUGCGGUUGUUCAGACUCGCCGGGCAGAACGUGUC